Molecule: messenger RNA, 1622 nt
Organism: Heterotrigona itama
Lineage: Eukaryota; Metazoa; Arthropoda; Insecta; Hymenoptera; Apidae
Source: the annotation of a GenBank genome assembly
AUGACCGGCUGGCGAUUUAUCUUAAUUACAAUAGUCUUAAUGAAGACGAAAGAUUCUCGUGUGAUCAACGGGCAGGUUUCCCCGGAUAAUUUAAAUCCAUAUUACAAUGAAUCUAUGGAGAUCGAGAAGCGCCUACCACAGCAUGUACUUCCCAGGAAAUACGUGAUUGCGAUCUCGCCCGACUUCCAAAAGGACGAAUUUCACGGUAGCAUUCGUAUCGAUCUCGAAUUAUUAAAAGACCAAAGUUAUAUCGCUUUACACUCGAAGGAUUUGGCCAUAUCAUCAACCAAAUUGUACGCAGGAAAGUUUCAAACGGAAGUUCGAAUACAGUCCGUCUUUCCUGUAAGAAAACGUGAGAUGUUGGUUAUCAAACCUUAUAGAAAUAUCUCUUUAGGAGAGUACUAUUUGAAAAUGAAUUUCAGUGGUAGAUUAAAAGGAAAAAUAAAUGGAUUCUAUUUAAGUACCUACGUCGAUGAAAAUAAAUCCAUUAGAAAGUUAGCAGUAUCCCAAUUCGAGCCAUUCUACGCUAGAACAGCGUUUCCUUGCUUCGAUGAACCAAGCUUCAAAUCCAUUUUUCUUAUUCGUCUCGUUUAUUCCAAGAAGUUCUUUUAUCACGCUCGAUCAAACAUGCCAAUUGAAAAAAUGGAGACGAUGGGAGACGACAAUGAUAAAACGAUCGCAUACUUCGAACCUACGCCACCGAUGUCCACUUAUCUUGUUGCCUUCCUAGUCAGUGACUUUGAGUGUUUAGGGUCUCAUAUGAACCUUUUGAACGAAAGUAAAAUACCAGUUGCUGUAUGUGUGAGGCCUAUGUUCAAACAAAAGGCAGCAUUCGCCUUAAAUAUCACGAUUAAAGCGAUGAAAUUUUAUCUGGAAACUUUUCAGAUCAAUUAUCCACUGCAAAAAUUGGAUCUGAUCGGUAUACCCGAUUUCGCAACGGGCGCCAUGGAGAAUUGGGGUCUCAUCACAUUCCGUGAAACACAGCUGCUUCACAGCGAAAACGAUAGUUCUUGCACCAAUAUGAGAAAAGUCAGCUUGACUGUGGCCCAUGAAUUGGCACACAUGUGGUUUGGCAAUCUGGUUACCAUGAAAUGGUGGGACGAUCUUUGGUUGAACGAAGGAUUCGCCACAUAUAUGGAGCACAUAGCAGUUGACUCCUUGUUCCCAGAUUGGAAACUGAUGGAUUCCUUUCCAUUAUACACUAAAUACAUCUCUAUGAAACACGAUGUGAAAAUACGUACUCGCUCAGUUGUAAAACGGAUCGAAGAUUUGAAUGAAAUAGAAGAAAUGUUCGAUCGAAUCUCCUAUCAGAAAGUAUGUUAACCCUUAAAAUAUAUCUUUUUACUUCAAAAAUCGAUAAAGUCCAAUAUUUAAAUAAUUUAAUAAUACCAGGUACCAGAUAAAAAGUAAAAAUAUGUUUCAUUCUCAAUAGUUAGGGACAAAAUCUCCGCAAUAUCUCACAAGAACAAAUCAAUAGAAUUUUACGUUUGAAACGUAAUAUAAUAAUAGGAAUAAAAUUUCCUCGGAAAAUUAACUUUUAUACUUUCGAGAGUUAGUCAAAGAGUUACGCAGACGAAGGAAGACAAAGAAAAGUACAGUUCAAUUGGUUGAUUGAAUGUUAG